CCAGGUCAGCUGAGCUGCAUUUCCUUCCCACCUAAGGAAGAGAAGUACCUCCAGCAGAUUGUGGACUGCCUCCCCUGCAUAUUAAUCCUCGGCCAGGAUUGUAAUGUCAAGUGUCAGUUGUUGAACCUGCUGUUGGGGGUACAGGUGCUUCCCACCACCAAGCUGGGCAGUGAAGAGAGCUGUAAGCUCCGGCGCCUCCGCUUCACCUAUGGGACUCAGACCCGGGUCACCCUGGCACUCCCUGGACAGUAUGAAUUAGUGCACACGCUCACCGCUCACCAGGGCAACUGGGAGACCAUCCCUGAAGAAGACUUGGAGGUUCAAGAGGACAGUGAGGAUGCUGCUCAUGUUUUAGCUGAAUUGGAGGUGACGAUGCACCAUGCCCUCUUACAGGAGGUGGACAUUGUGGUGGCACCAUGCCAAGGCCUCCGGCCCACAGUGGAUGUUCUGGGUGACUUGGUGAAUGAUUUUUUACCUGUGAUAAUGUAUGCACUCCACAAAGAUGAACUCUCUGAGAGGGAGGAGCAGCAGCUUCAGGAAAUCCGAAAGUAUUUCUCCUUUCCCGUAUUCUUUUUCAAAGUGCCAAAGCUGGAGAUAAUAGACUCCUCCAUCAGGAGAAUGGAGAGUGAAAGAUCACCGCUAUAUCGCCAACUAAUUGACCUGGGCUAUCUAAGCAGCAGUCACUGGAACUGUGGGGCCCCCAGCCAGGACACUAAACCUCAGAGCAUGUUGGUGGAGCACAGUGAGAAGCUGAGACACCUGAUCACGUUUUCUCACCAGCUGCUACAGACCCGCCUGGUGGAAGCGGCCAAGGCCCUGAACUCGGUGCACUGCCACUGCCUGGACAUCUUCAUCAACCAGGCCUUUGACAUGCAGCGGGACCUGCAAAUUACUCCCAAACGUCUGGAAUAUACUCGAAAGAAGGAAAAUGAGUUGUAUGAAUCAUUGAUGAAUAUUGCCAACCGAAAGCAGGAGGAAAUGAAGGACAUGAUUGUCGAGACCCUGAACUCCAUGAAGGAGGAGCUUCUGGAUGAUGCUGCCAACAUGGAGUUUAAAGAUGUUAUUGUCCCAGAGAAUGGAGAACCAGUGGGCACCAGAGAGAUCAAAUGCUGCAUUCGACAAAUCCAGGAACUCAUCAUCUCCCGGCUUAAUCAGGCAGUGGCUAACAAGCUAAUCAGCUCCGUAGAUUACCUACGUGAGAGCUUUGUUGGAACUCUGGAACGGUGUCUGCAGAGCCUGGAGAAGUCACAGGAUGUUUCCAUUCAUAUCACCAGUAAUUAUCUCAAACAGAUCUUAAAUGCUGCCUAUCAUGUUGAAGUCACGUUUCACUCAGGGUCCUCGGUUACAAGGAUGCUGUGGGAGCAAAUCAAGCAGAUCAUCCAGCGUAUCACCUGGGUGAGCCCACCUGCCAUCACUCUAGAAUGGAAGAGGAAGGUGGCCCAGGAAGCCAUUGAGAGCCUCAGUGCCUCCAAGUUGGCCAAGAGCAUUUGCAGCCAAUUCCGGACUCGGCUCAAUAGUUCUCAUGAGGCUUUUGCAGCCUCCUUACGGCAGCUGGAAGCUGGCCACUCAGGCCGGCUGGAGAAAACUGAAGAUCUGUGGCUGAAGGUUCGGAAAGACCAUGCCCCACGCCUGGCCCGCCUUUCUCUGGAGAGCCGUUCUUUACAGGACGUCUUACUGCAUCGUAAACCUAAACUGGGACAGGAACUGGGCCGGGGCCAGUAUGGUGUGGUAUACCUUUGUGACAACUGGGGAGGACACUUCCCUUGUGCCCUUAAAUCGGUCGUCCCUCCAGAUGAGAAGCACUGGAAUGAUCUGGCUUUGGAGUUUCACUACAUGAGAUCUCUGCCGAAGCAUGAGCGAUUGGUGGAUCUCCAUGGUUCAGUCAUCGACUACAACUAUGGAGGUGGCUCCAGCAUUGCUGUGCUGCUCAUUAUGGAGCGACUACACCGGGACCUCUACACAGGGCUGAAGGCUGGACUGGCCCUGGAGACACGUUUGCAGAUAGCACUAGAUGUGGUGGAGGGAAUCCGCUUCCUGCAUGGCCAGGGACUCGUCCAUCGUGAUAUCAAACUGAAAAAUGUACUGCUGGACAAGCAGAAUCGUGCCAAGAUCACUGAUUUAGGAUUCUGCAAGCCAGAGGCCAUGAUGUCAGGCAGCAUUGUGGGGACACCCAUCCAUAUGGCCCCAGAACUUUUCACAGGAAAGUAUGAUAAUUCCGUGGAUGUCUACGCUUUUGGGAUUCUCUUCUGGUAUAUCUGCUCAGGCUCCAUCAAGCUCCCUGAGGCAUUUGAGAGGUGUGCUAGCAAAGACCAUCUCUGGAACAAUGUGCGGAAAGGGGCCCGCCCAGAACGUCUCCCUGUGUUUGAUGAGGAGUGCUGGCAGUUGAUGGAAGCCUGUUGGGAUGGUGACCCCUCUAAAAGGCCUCUUUUGGGCAUUGUCCAGCCCAUGCUCCGGGGCAUCAUGGACCGACUGUGCAAGUCAAAUUCUGAGCGGCUGAACAGAGGACUAGAUGACUCUACUUGAAAGCAAAGACCUUUCUCCUCCAUUCUUUGUUUCUUUUUACCCCCCUCACCUUUUGGGCAUGGGGAGAAUUUGACUUUUUUUUUCAUUAUAGGGAGCUCCUGAGAGACUGGUGCUUGCUGGUCAACUUAAGACCUUCCUAGGCAGAGGUGGCUCCUGGACAGUGGAGAGUUGGAUGACUGAGCAUUCUGGGUGGGUCAUGGAUGCCCCAUCCUAUCCCUUUGUCAAAAAAGAUUGUCUAAGAUGUAUAAAAGCUGAGGAAUGUAAUGUUCUGGCCUCAGAACUAAAGGAGGCAAUUGUUACCAUUGUCUAUUCACUGUAUUAUGUUUCAAAGACAAUAAGUGGGACACUGCAGUGGCAAUAGUACUGAAAAUGUAUUAUUUUCAUGAUUUCAGCACUAGCUAGGAAUAGUUUGAUUCUACCCAGUGGUAAGGACCACUUAGAAAAUUUCAGUUUAGGUCAAGAUUGUGUUAACAUAGGGACACAUGACAAAACUUGUGGAUACCUGGAUCCUGCUAUCUGUAACCAGGAAUUUCAGGUUGUAAUGGUCAGAAACCCCAGUAAGGGAGCUAGAAACAAACCUAUAUUUUCCUCACAGUGCCAGUGUGUUUACAUGUAUAGGGCUACACAUCCCUGAUUCCUGGGAGGUUUCACUAUUACAAUACUAAGAGACCAAAAAAGAAAGAAAAGAAAAAAGUGUGCAUAUGUCUGUAUAUACAUAAGCUAUUGGAUUUUGAGUUACUGCUAACUCCAGAACAGAAUCUGUUCUUCUACCCUUGGGUCUUCCUCCCAUGCCUCUCCCUUCUUUUGAUCUUAAGGUGGGAAAGCUCCAGAUUACAUGGUACUUAGAAUUCAGUGAGCAGAACUGACUUAAAGUGAGGCUGUGGGUAAGACCUGAGAGGGGCAACGAGGGGAGGCCACGGCCUGCAUACAGCCUGUUUGAAAUGUGCAUACCAGCUUGUUUUCAAAACUUUAAUCAGAAACUCUUUGGGGGUUGAAUCUAACACACUAAUAUUUUUAAAGCUUGACCAGUGGUUAAAAGGCCAAGGUUUCUUCUGUCCUUUCUUUACCUUAUUUUAGAUAUAAUCUGUUAGAAGAAAAAAGGAACCAGAUGAAAGAGAAGAAUAGCUCUGUGGUAGCUCAGUGUGUUGGUGGCUGAAAGCUCUGCUCCCUUCUGAGUGGUCUUUGGUGGUGUUCUUAUGAAGUACACAUAGAGACAGAGAUGGACAACUCCAGUCAGAGGAAAGGGGAACAACUUGACACUGGUGCAUCUCAGGUCUUGACUUCAAGCCUUCCACCAACAAACUGUUCCAUUAGAUUUAGAAACACAAGUAGAUGAAGAAAUUGUGGAGGUGAAUAGCCUCCAUCCAUCUGUCCAGUCUCAAGAACUCUGGUCUGACCCUUUGUGUUCAUCUCCAAAGUGUGUGAAUCAGGUUCCCAGGAGGUGUGUAAGAUGAGUGUUACAGGAUUGGAGCUGUAGCUCAGUGAGUGGCAGAGCGUUUGUCUAGCAUGUGUGAGGCACUGGGUUCCAUCCUCAGCACCACAUAAAAAUAAACAAAGACGUUCUGUACAUUCAAAAAAAACUAAAAAGAUGAAUGUUACAUUAGCUGCUGGGAUUUUCUAGGUUUGUCUAUAACCGAAUGACCAUCCCUUACAUAUUUACGGAGUAUAAGUGGAGUCUAAGACAUUUUUAUGUAACUUUUAUUAAAGCUCGCUUUUAACUCUGGUUAUGAUGCAGUUGAGCACAAUAACCCUUAAGCACUGCAUCCCUUCAAAACUUAUGUCAUACUACAGACCUUUUUAUUUGCAAAUGAUAAAGGGGACCCAUUGUCUUUGGGUUCGCUGGUUCUGGCCUUGUUCUGGUAGAAUGUUCAGUUUAUCUCAGAACCUGAACACCUGUUUAGCUAUAUACUUCAAGUCACUAUUCUCAGCAUGAAUUUGUUGCCUUCUGGGAACUAUGAUGGGACUUACAGGAAGCCAGGUGUCAAGUUAAAGGAGAAGCAAGUAGUCUCUACAUGGGUGAAAAUCAUAAUCUGUACUGUAUGAAAUUUCAAAGAAAUCUUAUAUAGUUAGUUCCUGUUGUCAGAUCUUUGUCUUCUAAACCUCAAAUAAUCAGAAGUCUGUACUUCCAUUGUGGAGACUACAUUCCUAACAUUCUUGCAGAGCCUUAGCUCAUACUCCAGUCACACAUGGGAGGUCAGAUUUUCCUACCCGAGUUCCUUUUCAGUUUAUCCCUGUGGCUUAGUCUGCUCUGAUACCAGUUUUCUAGCAAGUUCUCUAUAUUUCUUUUCCCAGUGGGAGGGAGGAAGGGAGGAACUAAUGCUAAGUCAGGAGUUGUUUUACAGUUAAUUUUUAAAAAGUAUUCUGAGAAAUGGUGCAAGAUACUCCUGAAAGUCCCCAGGCUAGCCAAAGUCCACAUGGAUAUUUGGGGGCGUUAUUUAAACACUCAGCAGGCUGAGUGCAGGAAUAUAUGUGUAUGAUGUGUGUAUAUUUUACUUUUGGUUUAUAACUUUGUUAGCCAAUUUUGAAUUCUUAGCUCGUUGGCACCCAUUAUUAAUGUGAUGGUAUGCCAUGAAAUGUACUGUAUUGUAUAUUACUUGGGAGGACACUAGGCAUUCAGAGAAGCGUGCAGCACUUAAAUGAUACAGGACUUAGUAUGGCUGAAGAUUUUACCUCCCAGCUUCAGUUAGUUGUGUUCCCAAGUGGUAAGGUGAGAUUGUGACUUAGGGAGGAAGAAGAGUGGCAUGAAGAAUUAUCCUCACUGUGUUCAGUCCUUCUAAAGAAUUGAAUGAGGGCAGUUUACCCUAGCCCAAAAAUGUUCACCUGGCUAUUUUUAAUGAAAAAUUGCUCAUUUUGCUGAGCGAGAGGCUUCCUGGAGAGCAAGAAAUGAUGGUGACACCUGGGGCCUGGGAUGGCUGACCUUGUGCCUAGAGAGCUAGCAGCAACGUGGUUGCCUAGGAACUGCUGUUCUGAGAGGUGUCCACAGGCAUCCCUGGUUCUUGAACCGCCUAUUACUGCUCCAGGAAGGGGACUGCGCUGAUUGUUCCCAGACCAAAGAUAGUCAAUUUUGACUCCGUCAACUUUAAGGGGACAGAGCCUCGCAGCAACUGCUCCUAACUUAACACUAAAGCUGUUGGAAACAGUGGAGGAAAGGAUUCAUUACUGAUAGAUAGGACUAGGGGAAUGAUAGAACUUUUGACCAGUACCUGUAAACUCCCAAAUGCAGUUUUGUAUCUUUGUUUGGGCUGCCAAAGAAAAGUUGGAGGGUUGGGGGUGUAGCUCAGUGGUAGAACAUGUGCUUACCAUAAACCUGGCGGUGGGUUCAGUUCCCAGCACGAACAAACAAACAAACAAAACCAGAAAAGGUAGAGUGUUUGGAAAAUUUUUUCCUGAUAGAAGUGGCUCAGGAUAGCAGGGCUGCGGAGUGACAACUGCACUAAGUGACACUUUAUUUUUUUGGCUUAUUAUUUAGCACUGAGAAGCCCAGGGAAGUGGUGAUUACAGUAGCACUUUGGGAAACUGAGGUACUCUCUGGCCAUGCUUUGGAGAGACACCAUGCUUGGUAUUCUGUCGGGCUCAUCAGGAAGCCUCCAAAGUUCAGGUUAUAUCAGAGCCGAAUGAAGAGUCCUGGAAAAGUCCAUUGCUGAAAGGGGAGUUACUUUAAGUUUUCAAAUCUUGAUUCUUGGGUUUGCUGGAUUAAAUAACCCACUUUUUCUUUAAAAGAAAAUGAGGUUUAUUCUAAUGAUGGGGGUGGGAUGGCUUAGAGCUAGUGUGAUAAGUGGGUAAGAAAGGAGUGAUCUGGAGGCACUUCCUUUGAAAAUUCCCCUGGAGGUUUUAAGUAGCACUAUAGUUCUUAAAAGAGUUUUAUUGUUAACAUCAUCUGCUUUGUUAAUUUCUAGUCCAGUUGAGGAGAUGGCAGAGACUGUUGAGAAUAUCUGACCUGGGGAGGCCAGCUUGCUCAGAGAGUCCAUAAAGAAAAUUGGCCUGGACAGCUUAUGGUCUUUAUGCAAUGUUUUUUUGUUUAUUUUAAAGAACUAAUGUCUAUUACAGUGUUAAAUAAAAGUGUAACAUACUAAGUGUGUAGAAUAAAAGUGCAAUAACAAAAGAAAAUUACUUUGGCACAAACGUCAGUCUCUAUACUCCCUUCUUUCCUAUACUAUCUGGCUUUUUCCAAAUACUGUUACAGCACGACCACGAUGUAUGUAUUUUUAAGAGAUGCAACUAGGGGUCAAGUCUUCAUCAGUGUAAUUUUGAAUGGUCAGGUUUGGUUUUUUAGAGUAUUCUGUAUAAUCAUUAGGAUGCACAAAUACCAGAUGUGCUAUAUAAUAAAGAUCAUAUUAACAUGUUAGUUUUA
This is a messenger RNA of Marmota flaviventris (yellow-bellied marmot), 6874 nucleotides long. The record is from RefSeq and is a predicted model, not a curated record. Lineage: Eukaryota; Metazoa; Chordata; Mammalia; Rodentia; Sciuridae.